Molecule: messenger RNA, 1032 nt
Organism: Peromyscus eremicus (cactus mouse)
Lineage: Eukaryota; Metazoa; Chordata; Mammalia; Rodentia; Cricetidae
Gene: Gins2
Product: GINS complex subunit 2
Exons: 5
Coding region: 105-662 (185 amino acids)
Biological process (GO): DNA replication; double-strand break repair via break-induced replication
Cellular component (GO): nucleus; GINS complex
Source: RefSeq, a predicted model, not a curated record
CGGUCGGGGGGCGGGCCCCGCGCGGUGGCGGGAAAGCCGCGGCCCAGGCGGGGCGUCUGAGACGCGGAGGGGUGGGAACGGACCUGUAGCGCGUACUCUUCAUCAUGGACGCAGCCGAGGUGGAGUUUUUGGCCGAGAAGGAACUGGUGACCAUCAUCCCGAACUUCAGUCUGGACAAGAUCUACCUGAUCGGGGGGGACCUGGGGCCCUUCAACCCCGGCUUACCCGUGGAAGUGCCCCUGUGGCUGGCCAUUAACCUGAAACAGAGACAGAAGUGCCGUCUGCUACCUCCAGAGUGGAUGGAUGUGGAGAAAUUGGAACAGUUGCGAGAUCAGGAGCGGAAGGAGGAGACAUUCACCCCAGUGCCCAGCCCGCACUACAUGGAGAUCACCAAGCUCUUGCUGAAUCAUGCUUCUGACAACAUCCCCAAAGCAGACACCAUCCGGACACUCAUCAAAGAUCUCUGGGACACACGCAUGGCCAAGCUCCGGGUGUCUGCUGACAGCUUUGUUCGGCAGCAGGAGGCACAUGCUAAGCUGGAUAACUUAACCCUGAUGGAGAUCAACACGAGUGGGGCCUUCCUCACCCAGGCACUUAAUCACAUGUACAAACUCCGCACAAACCUCCAGCCCUCCGAGAGCACCCAGUCCCAGGACUUCUAGCCACAGGCCUGUGGUAUGCAGACCGUGGCUGUCUGCUGCUGUCAAGCUCUGGACUUAAUGGGCACUCAGCUCUGGAAGCAUGUGACGGUGGAGAGGGGGUGUGAACACUGGUGGAAGCCGUGCAUUUGCUACUCACUUCUGUCAGAACUCAGCGAGUUCAACUUCCAUCGAGUGUCGAAGCCACUGGCUCUCCUCUUAUGAGGAAUGACUUCUCUAAGGAGCACGGACUUCUCUGCAUGCCAUGCACAGCAACUGUUCAGGCCAGUUUAGUUCAGUGUCUUCAAGUUGGACCUGUGAAAGCUGUAUGUAGUUGAGAAUUGGGGGGCGGGGGUGGUGGUGCUGAUAUAAAAAGAUUUUCCUCUUAACGUGA